Babesia sp. Xinjiang is the source of this 477-nucleotide messenger RNA. RefSeq lists its product as uncharacterized. The record is from RefSeq and is a predicted model, not a curated record. The coding region runs from base 1 to 477 and encodes 158 amino acids. Lineage: Eukaryota; Apicomplexa; Aconoidasida; Piroplasmida; Babesiidae. The transcript has a single exon.
AUGUACGCCUACGCUAACGAUGAAGAAGGAAAAAAGGCCGAAUACAUCGCCCUUGCCGUGUUUACUGCCGUAAUACUGGCCAUCGUUUGCUACUACGCCUACCGCGUAGGCGUCCCUGACUCUGAAAUGGAAUUCUUCGACAAUAACAUGGGAACUUUCUUAGGAUGCUACAUAGUGGGUCCUAUUCUUGUUGUAGGCCUCUUUUUUCUAUUGUUACACGUGGUUGGCACCAAGGUGGCACCGCAACCGUGUUCCUGCAAGACCCGUACUGGUGGUCGUAGUACUCAAUGUAAAUGCAAUGACAACUGCGGCAUUUUUUGCGACUGUAAUUGUGAUUGCAGCAAAAAAUACACGCCCAUAGGCAUUGCCAUUGGUCUUGGCCUGCCUGCUAUGGUGGGCGCAUUUUACUUUCUCUCCAGCUACAUGAAACUUCUCCAACAGACACAGAGUCUACGUACUCCAUCUGUAUCACGGUGA